CGUUGCUUCCCAGCCGCCACGAAGUCCAAGAAGAAGACUUUCUGUCGCUGUUAGCAGAGUUAGCUUUCCUCUAUCGUGUCUUCCGGGUUGAAUAUUUCUGUUUCUGGAGCAACAAUGUCUUCAUCUACGUCUUUGAGAGAGCUUAUCAGGGAGCGACUGACCGCUGCUGCUGAAGAAAUAUUCACAGAGUUUGAUAAAACCAUCGUCCAGUACGAGGAAGAGCUGGCUCGUCAGCGGAGACUGCUGGAAAUCUGCUGGAAACCCAGAAUAGCGCUGCAGAGAAUAGACAUUUCACAUCUGUUCAAUGAGCAGGAGAGUCAUUUCAAUUUGGACCAAUGGGAAACAAAACCUCUAGGAGAGAACCAGGAAGAUCCAGGACCCCAGCAGACGCAUCAGAACCACUGUGAUCUGGACCCACUCCUUGUAAAAAAGGAACAAGAUGAACUAGAACUUUCACAGAUACAGAUUGAACCGUUUGAACUGAAACAAGAGGCUGAUAGCUUCAUAGAAAACCCUGACUAUGAUGAGAGAAACCUCAGUCAAACUGUACCAAACUUUGACCAGCUCGUCGUCCAGUUCUCUUCCGACAAUGAGAACCAAAACCAGGAAAGAAGCGACAAUGAAGACUCCGGAUCAAGUACAGAUGCUAAACUGAGACAAAUUAAAGGGCAUCAGAGAUUCAGAAGGAAUUGUGACAAUGUAGACAAACCAAAAGUAGAGAAACAGAAGAAAAGGCGGAUGAAGGAGAAUUUGUGGGAUGGUAAAGUUUUUCACACAACAACACACACCAGUGAUAGGCCUUUCUUGUGUGUGACAUGUGGAAAAUGCUUUAGACAUAAUACAAAUUUAUAUCGGCACAAAAAAAUUCACUCAGGCCACAAACCUCAUUUAUGUAUGACAUGUGGAAAACGGUUUAUUCAGAAAAAUCAGUUAAUAUGUCACACGCAAACGCAUACGGAUCAGAGACCGUUCUCAUGUAAGGUCUGUGGAAAACUCUUUAAAAGUGGCACAAAUUUAACUCGGCACACUAAAAUUCACUCAGGCCAGAGGCCUCAUUUGUGUAUGGUGUGUGGAAAAGCAUUUAUUCAAAAAUCUCAAUUGACCAGUCACAUUCAAACUCACACAGGUGAGAAGGCUUUGUCAUGUAAGAUCUGUGGAAGACGCUUCAACAAUAGUGGAAAUUUAUCUCGGCACAACAAAAUUCACUCAGGCCACAAGCCUCACUUGUGUACGACGUGUGGAAAAAGGUUCAUUCAAAAAACUCAAUUAACUCGUCACAUAAAAAGACACAAAUGAGAGGUCGUUCUCAUCAAGAACUGUGGAUAUUGUACAUUAUGGAAAAUAUGAAAUAUUACUUCCUCCAAACAAAAAAUACAUUUACCAGAUAAAUUAGAAUACAGAAGUACAAAAACAACACCUGUUAGGGAGGGGAUAAAUCCCUCACAGAGUGUCUGAAACAUUACAUUUUUGUUCGACAACAUACUUCCAUGCCUCGGAUUUGUCUCCGUUUAAGGGUGGAUAUUGUGACGUCUAACAUUUGCAUAUUUUACAUUGUACUUAUUGUAAUAGUACAAUAAGCAUUUCAAUUGUAAUACAUAGAACAAUCCACUGCUUCUCCCUUUAUGGUUACAGUUUCUGAAGAUGGCAGUGAUCUGCUUGUUAGUAAUAAAUCAUCUGAUGAUGAUGAUGAUGAUGAUGAUGAUUGAUUGUAGACCUUUGAUGCACAGGACCUUGAGACCAGCUGUGAGAAACUUGAAAUGUAAUCCAAGUAUUCAUUGCUAAUAAAAGUGGUUUGAGGUCA
Molecule: messenger RNA, 1801 nt
Organism: Poecilia reticulata (guppy)
Lineage: Eukaryota; Metazoa; Chordata; Actinopteri; Cyprinodontiformes; Poeciliidae
Source: RefSeq, a predicted model, not a curated record